Molecule: messenger RNA, 1530 nt
Organism: Exophiala oligosperma
Lineage: Eukaryota; Fungi; Ascomycota; Eurotiomycetes; Chaetothyriales; Herpotrichiellaceae
Exons: 7
Coding region: 301-1380 (359 amino acids)
Molecular function (GO): nitronate monooxygenase activity
Source: RefSeq, a predicted model, not a curated record
ACCAAGGGGGAAAUGCCUCGGUACUUUGAUGGUUUAUGCACACCACCUCAUGCCAUUGAUUCAGGCCGUCGGUUAUUCCGCACUGUGAUUACUUUCGACUCCCUUUUCUCAUCAUUGUCUUCUUCUUCUCUUAAACAAGUCGUCCUUCUUCUCGUUCCGGUUGACAAUCUUCCUCUCGCACAGCGAAAUCUCUGAAACUCCCCAUUCUCGAACGAUCCGUGUCCGCGUACGACCGCCACGACCUUCUAGAAACCCUCACCACCUAUCCCUUCAUCCACUAGAUCCCAUACACAUUUCAAGAUGGCGUCUCCUCAAAAGAUCAGAACCACUACUACCGAUCUGCUCAAGAUCAAGCACCCAGUCCUACUGGCGGGUAUGAACGUGGCCGCUGGCCCCAAGUUGGCUGCUGCGGUCACCAACGCAGGCGGUCUCGGUGUCAUUGGCGGUGUCGGAUACACCCCAGACAUGCUCCGAGAACAAAUCGCAGAAUUGAAGGGUUACCUCAAUGACAAGAACGCUCCUUUUGGCGUUGAUCUACUCCUGCCUCAAGUAGGUGGUAGUGCCAGAAAGACAAACUAUGAUUACACAAAGGGCAAACUUGGUGAAUUGGUCGAUAUCAUCAUUGACUCUGGAGCCAAGUUAUUCGUAUCUGCUGUUGGUGUACCACCCAAGGAAGUUGUCGACAAGCUACACAGGAAUGGUAUACUAUACAUGAACAUGAUCGGCCACGUCAAGCACGUGAAGAAGUGUCUCGAACUUGGAGCCGACUUGAUUUGCGCCCAGGGAGGUGAAGGUGGCGGCCACACUGGUGAUAUCCCCACUAGCAUUCUCAUCCCGGCCGUCGCGAAGCUCUGCGCAGAGGCACCCCCCUCAAAAUUCACCGGCAAGCCCGUCCAACUGAUCGCCGCCGGUGGCAUGUUCAACGGCCAAUCCCUGGCCAGUGCCUUGAUGCUGGGCGCUUCCGCGGUCUGGGUCGGCACUCGGUUCGUCCUCUCCGAGGAAGCCGGUGCCCCCAAGGCUCACCAGGAGGCCGUCCGGACCGCCGGCUUCGACGACAACGUCCGCACCAUCAUCUUCACCGGCCGACCCCUGCGUGUCCGCAACAAUGAAUACAUCAAGAACUGGGAGGAGAACAGACAGGACGAGAUCAAGACCCUUACCGGCAAGGGUGUCAUUCCGGUUGAACAUGACUUUGAAGAAAAGGGCGAUGACCUGACGGACGAGGAUAUGGAGAAUGCCCGACCCUUCCUCAUGGGCAAGGCCGCCGCCGUGGUCAAUGAGAGAAAGUCUGCACGCGCAAUUGUCGAUGAGUUUGUCAAUGAUGCUGUCAAGUGCAUGCAAAACGGUAACUCCCUGAUCAUUUCUCAAAGUAAGCUAUAGGGUAGAGAGUGGUAGGCAGCUGUGGUGUAAAUUCUAGUUCAGCUACUCGAGUGUAAGCAAUGACUGGAUGACAAUGUUUGGGCCAUGACACUUUCAUUCUCUCGUGCUGGUAUUGGAGUACGUAAAAACAAGCUCUGAUUUCGAAAGCAA